CAAGUAUUGCUUCAGUUGUUCAUGACAAUUGGCGUUCUAUAUUUGAUAAACUGAACAAUUUUGUGAUGUUCUAAGUUUUUAUCUUCACUGUGUUAGAAUAUGUCAAAUUUGUGAAGAGCGGAAACUGAAAAACAAUAAAUGAACAAGAUGGAGAAUGUUUCUAUUAGUUACUGGGAUGACAUAAUGACAACAAUCUCAGAUAAUUUUACAACGGAGAGAGCUAACAUAACGGGAAAUCCGGAUGUAAAUCUUUUUACAUAUUCUGAAGGAAUAAUUCUGGCUGUAUUCGUUGGCUUGUUUUCGGCGUUUGGAAUUUUUGCAAAUGCUGUGACAUUCUUUGUAAUUGCCAGAUCAGAUAAGUUGAAAAAAUCUCCAUUUAACAUUAUGUUGAUGAGUCUCUGUGUUUCUGAUUUUUUAUCAGCAUGUUACAGUCCAUUUGUGCUAUAUCGUCGAACCUUCGGAUACUCUAAAUAUUCUCUUCCAGUUUUCUUCUGUAAGACAACACUAGCUAUUGAUUUUUGGACGAACAACGUAACCAUUCAACAUAUUUUGGUAUUUUUAAUCUUACGAAUAACCGGAAUAAAAUUCCCUCAUCUAUUGAAAAAGAUCACUCCUUAUAUAGUAAAGAUAGUGGCAUUGGGAAUUUGGGUGGAGACGUUUUUAGCAAACUUUGUCUUCUACUUCUGGUUUCCUACGGUACUUCCAUCGAAUUUAGUUACAUUUAGAAAAGCUUGUACUUCUCAAUUGGCAAAGCUAAUUGUCUUACGGCGAUAUAUGCUUUUCGCAUUUCCGAUAUUUCUGUACUUUCCAAUAUGUGCCGUUGCUCUUCUUUCGUUUUAUCUCGUAAUCCUGGUAGCCACAAGAAGGAAAAGUAUAAAAGAUAACAGAUCAAACACUGAUGUUAAAAAGGAGAAUUUCGCUUUAUUGCAACUUUCAUUUAUUCUUGCUUCAUUUCUGCUUGGAUACUUACCUGAUAUAGUAUAUCGAAUAAUGGCUAUCUCGUGGCCAAGACUUUAUGGAAAGGGAUAUCACGGUAGAGUACCAUGGCAGCAUUCCAUGGCGGCACACAUGCUUUUAAGAAUCUCGGAAUGUCUCAACCCUAUUUUCUACAAUCUAGCAUCCAGUGCCAUGAGAGCAGAAACAAGAACAGUUCUCAAACGGCUUUUCCGAAAAGAAGAAACAAAGAUACAAAGGUCGACGGACGUUGAUACACACACCAAAGAGUCAUCAAAGCAGCAGACAACAGUAUAACACAUGGCAACAAAGUUUAUCGCACUGCUUCGUACACAUCCAAUUACUUUUUGCCUAUCUAGAAUUAAUUACUAACUGUGCUGGCUGAUGAAAUCGGUAAUUUUAAUUCCCAGGAAUCGCAGUUGCUGUGUUUUAAUGUGAGAUAUCAAAUUAUAUUUUAAAGCAAUAUAGUGACAUUGCAUUUUAUUCAUAUAAUGGAUAUUUUACAUUAGCUGUCGAAUAUAGUCCACUCCGUUGUUGACUAAAGUUCUCAUUCCGACAACAUAUCCUCUGUUAAGCCUCACUAUUUGCCGCUAAUGUAUAAAACGAUAAUAUCGGUCGGAGACCGAAGAUUAUCGAUCGAAACUGUGGUUUCGAUCCAUGACUCUAUAGUGACACCGCGUGCCCCAUCACUGAUUAAUUGAUAACUCGCUAAUUAUACGA
Styela clava is the source of this 1674-nucleotide messenger RNA. RefSeq lists its product as uncharacterized. The record is from RefSeq and is a predicted model, not a curated record. Gene Ontology annotation, biological process: G protein-coupled receptor signaling pathway. Gene Ontology annotation, cellular component: plasma membrane. Gene Ontology annotation, molecular function: G protein-coupled receptor activity. NCBI's taxonomy places the organism in Eukaryota, Metazoa, Chordata, Ascidiacea, Stolidobranchia, Styelidae.